AUGGGCUAUCCGGUCAUCUUUGUGUUUGAAAGUAUCUACUAUCCUAUUCUUGCAGCAGUCGGCAUCACAGUUAACGUGGUUGCGAUCGUCAUCCUGUCCCGGGGAAAAUGCGGACUCUCCAAAUGUAUUACACGCUAUCUGGUUGCCAUGGCGGUGGCCGAUGUGAUGGUGGUGGUCUUCGAAGUCAUACUGAAGCGGAUCAACAACAUUUAUUUGCCGAUCAAUAUUUUGUUCAUCACUCCAGUCUGUGCCAUGAUACUGGUCUUUAAACACGCAGCCCUGAAUUGCUCUGUCUGGUUCACCGUCGCGUUUACCUUUGAUCGUCUUGUGGCCAUUUCCUCUCCAAACCUCAGACCAAGGUAUUGUACCACAAGGACAGCAAGUGUGGUUAUAGCAAGCACGACGGCACUGGCCUGUUUUAAGAACAUCCCGAAUUAUUUUGCCGUUGAACCCGGAUAUAUAAUUAACAACAUCCCGUAUUUGUGCGUUGCAACCGCUGUCUACAAUAACUCGCAGCUAUGGGUGGGCAUUGAGUGGUUCGAUAGUAUCUUAAGCCCAUUGUUACCAAUCCUCCUCAUCCUUCUGUUCAACGCCCUGACCGUCAAACAUAUCAUAAAGUCCAAUAAAAUCCGCCGGGCGCUCAUGAGUAACGUUGGUGAAGGGAAUGAUUCUGAGAGCGAGAACCGUAAGAAGUCUAUGAUCUUGCUCUUUACUCUGUCUGCCAAUUUCAUCCUCCUCUGGACACCGUAUUUUAUAUAUUCCUUAAAUUGGCAAGUGAUAAACCACAAUUACACAGACAAGUAUUACACCAGCCCGAUAUUCAUCAACCAGCAAACAGGGUUCAUGUUGCAACUACUGAGUUCCUGCACCAACACUUGUAUCUAUGGACUGACACAGAGGAAGUUCAGACAGGAGCUGAAAAAUGGGGUGAAAUACCUGGUUACAGUGAAUGGGAAACUCUGCAAAUAG
Leucoraja erinaceus (little skate) is the source of this 969-nucleotide messenger RNA. Its product is annotated as probable G-protein coupled receptor 139. The record is from RefSeq and is a predicted model, not a curated record. The transcript has 2 exons. Gene Ontology annotation, cellular component: membrane. Gene Ontology annotation, biological process: G protein-coupled receptor signaling pathway. NCBI's taxonomy places the organism in Eukaryota, Metazoa, Chordata, Chondrichthyes, Rajiformes, Rajidae. Bases 1 to 969 code for a protein of 322 amino acids. Gene Ontology annotation, molecular function: G protein-coupled receptor activity.